AUGUUGAGUUCUGAGGCUCACCGUAAAGCAUUGCUGAAAGUUCUGAAUACCGCUUAUGUGAUGCAAGACAUCACGGUCGAUCAAUUUGACGACAUGGUUGCUAAUAUCACUGCCAGUAGGUAUUUAGGAUUUAAUAAAGCAGAACUACCUCAUAAGGGAAAUGCCCAUAAUAAAGCCCUACACAUUUCAGUCAUGUGCACAAACUCUCUUCUAUCUCGAGUCCUUGUUGACACUGGUUCUUCGCUUAAUGUACUUCUGAAAGCUACAUUAAGCCAAUUACAGUUUAAAGGGCCCGAGAUGAAGACCAACACACUGAUUGUGCGAGCUUUUGACGGUUCCCGAAGACAGGUUAUUGGGGAAGUGGAUUUUCCUAUCUGUGUUGGACCUCACCAGUUCAAAGACCUGUUGGUUAGCAAACUCUCGUCAUUCAGAUAUGUUGAGACAGAUGAAGGGAUUGUUGAGAUUCCACUCCAUUAUGUAGAAUUUGAAGAAGUCAGUUUGGCUACCGCCAAUCACGACCAGUCAUCCGCCACCAUUCUAUCCUCAUCCAGAAGCGCCAAACAUACAUUGGAAAAAGGCCCACUUCCCGGUUGGGGUAAAGUUUUUGAUGUGGCAGAAAAACGCGAUAGAUUUGGUAUUAGUUAUCGCCCAUCAGCACAUACAUCAAGCCCAAAGAAGAAGCAGUUCAACCCAAUCAAAUUCCGCAGCACCGACUUUCAAAAUAAUCAUACUGUAGCAGUCAUUGGGGAAUCCAGUGGCAACAAACUGGAGACUCCUAGCCUCAUACGCAGAUGUCCUCUAGAGUUCAAGAUCCCCAACUGGAUGACUUCUGUGAUUCCCAUAGUGUACUCAGAAAAAACAGCAGACAAAACUAUUGAUUACAAUAUGGCAAGAAUCAACUGUAAUUCUGGAUUUCCAAUCAACCAAGCUGAAGAUGACAAUGAGGAAGAUUGUGAAUUACCAGUUGAACUAGCACGACUCCUUGAGCACAAAGAGAAAGAGAUUCAGCCAUACAAAGAACCAGUGGAUGUCAUUAAUUUAGGUUCUGAAACCGAUAAAAAGGAAGUAAAAGUUGGGGCAUCUCUUGCCAAGCAUGUACACUCCGAGUUGGUAGAGUUAUUGCAUGAGUAUGUUGAUGUCUUCGCUUGGUCGUAUCAAGAUAUGCCAGGGUUAGACACUAGUAUCGUUGAACAUCACUUGCCACUCAAGCUUGAAUUUCCUCUCGUCAAGCAAAAGCUCAGAAGGACCCGACCCGACAUGGCACUCAAGAUCAAGGAAGAUGUUAAGAAGCAGUUUAAUGCUGGCUUUUUGUCCAUUUCUGAGUAUCCACAAUGGGUUGUUAAUAUCGUUCCAGUUCCAAAGAAAGAUGGUAAAAUAAAGAUGUCAUCAGAAGAUAUGGAGAAGACAACUUUUAUCACAACGUGGGGAACUUACUGCUACAAAGUAAUGUCGUUCGGCUUGAAGAAUGCAGGGGAAACAUAUCAACAUGCCACGAUAACCCUCUUCCACGAUAUGAUUCAUGAAGAUAUUGAUGUUUAUGUGGAAGACAUGAUUGCUAAAUCCAUAACUGAGGAAGAUCACUUGGUGAACCUUAGGAAAUUAUUUGUCAGACUCCGAAAGUUUAAGUUGCGUCUGAAUCUAUCUAAGUGCACUUUUGGGGUCCGAUCCGGUAAGCUCUUGGGUUUCAUAGUCAGUCAUAAGGGUAUUGAGGUUGUUCCCAACAAAGUUCGAGCCAUCCAAUAA
This is a messenger RNA of Lathyrus oleraceus (garden pea), 1743 nucleotides long. RefSeq lists its product as uncharacterized. NCBI's taxonomy places the organism in Eukaryota, Viridiplantae, Streptophyta, Magnoliopsida, Fabales, Fabaceae. The record is from RefSeq and is a predicted model, not a curated record. Bases 1 to 1743 code for a protein of 580 amino acids. The transcript is spliced from 4 exons.